UGUGCGUUGUAGCACUAGUGAAUCAUUUAGUUUUUUGAUUGGUUAAAGAUCUGUCCACAUGUUCUGAAGGCCUUGUUUGACUUAUGAUUGAAAGGAAAAUACAAGUACUUGCCAGGAGUCGAAUUUGACACCCCUCUUUUACAUUUACAGCCUUUAGAGCCAUUAGAGCUGGGAUGUAAACCUCCAGUCCUGUGGGGGCUGCAAUGACUUCUGGUUCCUGUAGUUUCCUACCCGUCAGCAGCCAGUUUCGGCCUUGGAAAGGAGGUGUAAGUGUAGCCCUCCAGAAUCUGUUUUUGAGAUUCCUACUACUGAGCUGCUGUUUCACCUGAAUUCUCCUCAGCUUUAAAGGGCAGAAAAUCAGUUAGUCAGUGCAGGUAGCCCGUGUGCUCUUUGUGAUGUUGCGAAAAUAAACAGUGUGGUCAUGUGACCUGUGACGCUGAGGUGGGGAGAGCGGUGUAAACUGCGUACGUGAGUUCAUCUUGGAGGAACGGCUCCUCGUUCUGGAGUCACCUGGAAUUCAAAAAAGGUGAGUGAGACUUUGCCUGAUCCGAUAUGUGUGAUAAUGGCGCCAUCUUCCGGCUGGCUGUUGUUACUGUUACGGGUGAAUGGUCUCGGCUUAUAGCAAUCGAGCAAUGUAGCAAAUGCACCGACUUUAGUUGGAAAGAUAAAAUCUGCGUUUAUACUGCAUUCGAGUUGAAUGAAGUACGGAAGUUCUUUACUUUCAUAUGUUCGGCCCAGGUUAAAAAUGUGAAGAUCAACUGGAGAACCACUUGGGUCUGAUCAGUGUAAUGUAAAUAACGUGUGCACACUAAAUUAACUGAUGACAAAUUAUGUUUAUUUUUUGUAUUUGGGGGAAUGCCCCGGAAUAAACACUCGUAACCCGGCUGUGUGGCGCAAGUGUAACCGCCCCCCGCCGUUCAUAGAAACCGUCGGUUCUCUUUUUCCAUGGUAAGGUCAAAAGGCACGUAUUUCACCACAGCCGUGUUUUGCUCAAUGAACAACCGGUACACGCCGUCGUCCUAUCCUCCAUACUCUCACGAUUGGUGCAACUUCUUGUCAAGCAUUCUGUCGCGGAGGCGCUAUUGGUCGUUGCAAUUCAUGCACUUGACGCGUAAAAUAUGGAUUGUAGAGAGGCGGGGCUAGACGCAUCAUCCAGCGCUCACCGUUCAAUAUGUAAAUCACAGCACGCGAUUCUCAACUCAGGAUCCAGGUUGCACCUGCUACGGCGUAGUUUUGCUUUCUGCGUUGCGAGAAAAACAUUUCCCCAAGAGAAUCCUUUCGCAGUCAUGCCCAAAAUGGCUGAUAACCGGACUCAUUUGAUUCUGGAGAAUUACAUAGGAGGAAAAUUCGUGCCCUGCUCCAGGUUUAUAGAUUCCUAUGAUCCAUCCACGGGCGAGGUGUACUGCAGAGUUCCGGACAGCGACAAGGAAGAGGUGGAGGCGGCGGUGAAGGCCGCCCAGGAGGCCUUCCCGGAGUGGGCCUCCCGGAGUCCGGCCGAGCGGGCCAAAGUCCUCCACAAACUGGCCGACCUCAUCGACGCCCACCUGGAGGAGUUCGCCCAGGCCGAAUCCAAAGACCAAGGGAAGACGGUGACCUUCGCCCGCACCGUGGACAUCCCCCGAUCCGCCUACAACUUCCGCUUCUUUGCCUCGUCCGUCCUGCACCACACCACCGACUGCAGCCAGAUGGACCACAUGGGCUGCAUGAACUACACAGUGCGCAGUCCCGUGGGAGUGGCUGGACUGAUCAGCCCCUGGAACCUGCCCCUCUACCUCCUCACCUGGAAGAUCGCUCCAGCCAUCGCCGCGGGCAACACGGUGGUGGCCAAGCCCAGCGAGAUGACGUCGGUCACGGCCUGGAUGAUGUGCAAACUGCUGGAGGAGGCUGGUAUGCCCCCCGGCGUGGUGAACAUCGUGUUUGGGACUGGCCCGCGGGCGGGGGACGCCCUGGUGUCGCACCCCGAGGUGCCCCUCAUCUCCUUCACCGGCAGCACCGCCACGGCCAGGGUCAUCACCGAGCACAGCGCCCCCUACUGCAAGAAGCUGUCCCUGGAGCUGGGCGGCAAGAACCCGGCCGUCGUCUUCCAGGACGCCGACCUGGAGGAGUGCAUCGCCACCACCGUCCGCUCCAGCUUCUCCAACCAGGGGGAAAUCUGUCUGUGCACCAGCAGGAUCUUUGUGGAGCGGAGCAUCUACCCAGAAUUCCUGCAGAGGUUCGUGGAAGCUGCUCGGCAGUUGAAAACGGGGGUUCCCACGGAUACGGGCAGCAACAACGGAGCCCUUAUCAGCAAAGAGCACUUAGAAAAGGUCAGGGGUUACGUGAAGCUGGCCCUGGCGGAGGGAGGCAAGGUGCAUUGUGGGGAAGGCGUGGACGCCCUGGACCUCCCGGAGCGGUACAGGGGCGGCUACUUCAUGGCCCCGACGGUGAUCAGCGACGUGGCGGACGGCUCGCGGUGCAUGCAGGAGGAGAUCUUCGGCCCCGUGACCUGCGUGGUGCCCUUCGACGGCGAGGCCGAGGUCGUCCGCCGCGCCAACGGGGUCAAGUACGGCCUGUCGGCCACCGUCUGGUCGCGGGACGUGGGGCGGGUCCACCGGGUGGCCCGGGGACUGCAGGCGGGCCUGGUCUGGACCAACUGCUGGCUCAUCCGGGACCUGAACCUGCCCUUCGGGGGCAUGAAGUGUUCGGGGAUCGGCCGGGAGGGGGCCCGAGACUCCUACCACUUCUUCACCGAGGUGAAGACCAUCACUGUGAAACACUGAGCUACCGCACGCCGUUCACCCUUGUGUCCUCACCAUCUCUACCCCACCUGAUUCAACACGCUACAGCGACCGCUUCAACCUUCCCCAUGACCGAUUCAACCUUCCCCAUGACCGAUUCAACCUUCCCCAUGACCGAUUUGACCUUCACAAUGAUCGCUUCGACCUUCCCCUUGACCGAUUUGACCUUCACAAUGAUCGCUUUGACCUUCACCAUGACCGCUUUGACCUUCACUGUGACCGAUUUGACCUUCACAAUGAUCGCUUCGACCUUCCCCUUGACCGCUUUGACCUUCAAUGUGACCACUUCGACAGAGUUCGGACCUGGGUUGAAAUAUGCAUUCAGAUUAUUUUAAAAAGCAAUUUUAUAAAUGUGUUCACACGUCCGUAUUUGCAAAUACUUACAACAAAUGUAUUUAAGUAUUUUCAGACACUGAGUAUUUUGGACUGUUGGCCUGCUGAGACAAGGAGUGUAUUUUUUAAGAAAUCAUUGAGAGAUACAUUCAAACGUAUUUUCAAAAUACUUGAUCUUUGAUUCCACGUAUGUAUUUGUGAACACAUUUAAAAAUACAUAGUUCUACACUUCAUAUAAUGGCAACUGCCCAUGAUCAUAUUUUAAGAUUCUACUCAACUUCAAGAUGAGCUAUAUUUGUCGGUUUGGGAGAAUGCGUAACACAUUUCAUUUCGACCUUUGCUCUUUUAACCGGUGAUUUUACUUUUCGCCAUGGAAACACCAAAGAACAAGCUGUGAUGGGGGUCAUUCUUUUAUUUACAGUACAUGUCCUCUGCAACCGUAGAAUUUCAUAGAAGUCUGCAAAAAGGCAACAUGUACUACACGUCUCGCAUACUAUGCUCUGUAGGAAGGAUAAUAUUUCAGGGUUUUAUUCAGGGAUAAAGGCUGGAAUAACUAAUCAUUCAGAACUGUUAAACUAUAAAGAAGUAGGCCUGCUCUAGUUAUCUUCUCCUGGGUAUGAGAUUGUUAUAAUCUUAUCAGCCGCGAGUCCACUUACUAAUGCGAUGCCGUGUAGCCAUUUUGUACCAGACAGCAACCGCACUCAUUCCUCAGCAAUCUGUAUCAAAAUUAAUUUGGUGUCAUUAAAAAAAAGUCACUGUCCCAUUCGCUGCUCGACGGAAGCUUUUCUGUACAAGUGAAAAUAAAUCGUUGAAACAAAAA
Molecule: messenger RNA, 3930 nt
Organism: Anguilla rostrata (American eel)
Lineage: Eukaryota; Metazoa; Chordata; Actinopteri; Anguilliformes; Anguillidae
Gene: aldh8a1
Product: aldehyde dehydrogenase 8 family, member A1
Exons: 7
Coding region: 1119-2759 (546 amino acids)
Biological process (GO): retinoic acid metabolic process
Molecular function (GO): retinal dehydrogenase (NAD+) activity
Source: RefSeq, a predicted model, not a curated record